Molecule: messenger RNA, 3641 nt
Organism: Mizuhopecten yessoensis (Yesso scallop)
Lineage: Eukaryota; Metazoa; Mollusca; Bivalvia; Pectinida; Pectinidae
Product: mitochondrial uncoupling protein 3-like
Exons: 5
Coding region: 327-1322 (331 amino acids)
Biological process (GO): mitochondrial transmembrane transport; mitochondrial transport; adaptive thermogenesis
Cellular component (GO): mitochondrial membrane
Molecular function (GO): oxidative phosphorylation uncoupler activity
Source: RefSeq, a predicted model, not a curated record
GUAUUCCUGAUCAGCUAGCUGUUUAUAAAAGCACCCAUAGGCCACAGUUGGCGUAACGGAGCGGGUAUCAUCAGAUCACAGACUACAAUUCACGACAGAAAGAUGAUUCACAGAUAUACCACACCAUCAGUACUUUUUCUAGAUUGUGAAACUUCCAGUGGAAUGAUUUAUACUAAUUCUACAAUUCAAUCUCAACAAGUUUGUUUUCAACGACAACCCAAUGAACACUCAGACUGAUACUUAUACGUGUGUAUUAUAGAUUUGGUCAAACACUCUGCUGGAUCCAUAACUUUCGACUUUUGGUCUUAAGCUUAGACGUUCACAAGAUGUCUCUCAGUAAAGAAACCCAACCAGGACUUGUCAAGAAUUUGGCAUGCGCCGGAACAGCCGCGUGCAUUGCUGAUUGCUUGACUUUCCCAUUGGACACUGCCAAGGUCAUUCUGCAGGUACAGGGUGAGAACAUGAGCGUGGUCAGUAGCGGGGCCCCGAGGUACCACGGUGUGUUCGGUACAAUCCGCACGAUUGCGCGUGAGGAAGGGGCUCGGCGGCUGUAUAGUGGUCUUGUUCCAGGGUUACACAGACAGAUGUGUUUCUCUUCCAUAAGACUGGGCGGCUAUGAUGAGGUCAAGAAACAAUACAAAGGACUGAUCUACAAUGACAUCAACAAAAAAGACAACUUGUUCAUCCGCAUAAGUUCUGCUAUUACGACCGGUUCAGUGUGUGUAUGGUUCGCUCAACCCACAGAUGUGGUUAAGGUGCGAAUGCAAGCCCAGAGUAAAGGUGUUCCGAAUAGAUACUCGGGGUGCAUUGAUGCAUACAGGACAAUUGCCAAACAAGAGGGGGUCCGACAUGGGCUAUGGAAGGGUGUGCUACCAAACACGGCCCGAACCAGCAUCAUUAAUGUCGGGGAAAUUGUCACUUACGACAUGUUAAAAACUAACAUUAUAUCAAGGAACCUUCUAUCGGACAGUCUCCCUUGCCAUUUCGUAGCGGCCUUCGGGGCAGGCUUCUGUGCCACAGUAGUUGCUUCCCCUGUCGACGUGAUCAAGACCCGAUUUAUGAACGCAGAGGAGGGACGCUACAAGGGGGCGUUAGAUUGUGCUAUCAAGAUGUUCAAUGAAAACGGCUUCCGCACAUUCUAUAAAGGGUUCACCCCGUCCUUCAUUAGACUUGGAUCUUGGAACGUAGCCACCUUUGUUUGCUAUGAACAAAUCAAACGCCUAGCACUGGAACCUCGUUCUACACUUCGGGUUUCCCCGUUGGCCAAAGCACACUGUGACGUCAACGAAACAAGGGUCCAACACUUCGCUCAAACUGAAUGACGUUAUCCAGGUGAACUUAUCUGACUAAAAUGUAUAUUACUUUUCCAAAUCAUAACUUGAUGGGUUGAGAAAAUGAUUAACAACGUGGGGUGAUAUACUUACAUCAAAGCUUACCUUGGAUUUUGUCCGCCUUUAUAAAGUGCCUGUGAAGUCACUGAUGAAUUCAAUUGUAAUACCAGCAAUAUACUAUUGGUGUUCUAAAAACUUUUUAUCACAUGAAGUGUAGAAAGGUGCAUCAAAUAUAUCUCAAACCGACGACCCUGGUACAACGCAACCUCUUUAUAUCGGAUCAACCAAUGGAAGGAUACCAAAUGAUAGCUAUUUGAUUAUAUACAUGUAUAUCUAUUGAAGUUCGAAGACAUUUGAUAUGGAAAAAUAUUUUGUUUAUCCAGUUUCUGGCAUAACUUAGUAUACUUAGUAUACAUAGAUGUAUAUAUGUGUGUCGUCAUCACACGUGAUGUUAUUGUGAAAUUAUUUUGAACUAUUAUAUACAUAUAAUGGAAUGUUAAUACAUGCUGAAAUUUAACAGAGAUAUAAGGGACUAUAUGUAUAAUAUUGUUCAAAUAAUAUACAAGAUAUGUUAAGCGAUUUUAAAAUUAAUGCAACAUAUGCAUAUAUGUAUUUAGGAUAUUUGAAUCAGUAGAAUUUACAUCAAAUGUAAUAAGUAACAAUUCGUACCAUAACACCAUUUGCUAACGAUAUGGCAUUGCCACUAUAUAACACUACCACAUUCAGAUGGCGUUCAUCUAAGCUAUCAAUGCCAUUAGCCGAUUGUUGACGGCAUCAAUAUUGUUGGGUCAUUAUUGUUACGUUGGACACCACUGACCAACCCUGAACAGAUGGCUGGUAAAUAUAAGUAUUGAACUGCUUUCAGUUGGCAUUCAUGGACAAUAUGAAAGGAGCACAACGGGUAAUUAUUACAUUUGAAUAGAGUACUUAUGCUUUAAUUCAUUUCAGGUUCGUAAUGUCGUUGCGUUGAAUUCUUUGAACAGCAACAUCUGUGUUGUCUCAAUCAGAUAAGUAGCGUCACAGUAGUGAUUACAUGACUAAAUUAUGUUCUAGUGUCGCAACAUGUAUUACAUUAUCAAUAUAUUGCAAUGGGACGACGCAGGGCAAGCGUAAAUUUUUUCUUUGUAAAGAUCAUAACACAGAUUCGCGGAUGAAAUUAUUUCAAUUAUCUCAAAGUCGAGUUUUUUAUCACAAACAUUACACUUGUAAUUAAACAUUUUCUGCUAGAAAUACAUAACCGUAUCAACCUGUUCAGUUUACUUUUUUUUUACAUAUGUACGUAUAUGUGUAUUUACACACGUUUAUAUUUAUACAUAUUCAUGUUCAGGUAUGAGUAUAAAUGUGUGUAUUUGUACAUGUAUGUUGACUACUUUCCAUUCGCAAUAUACAAACUAGAUCAUGCAAAUAUCACCUUUUUUCGUGAAUUGUUUUAUUUAGCGACAUAUUUGACAUUGAUGUUUGGGGAUAUGUACAAGGUUUGUUUUAUGUACUUGGUAACGUUUUAGUGGCCAUUCACAGUUCAGUACUUUCGAAAAAUAAAAUGUCCCUAACAGAGAUCAAUCGGGAAUCGUCGGCACUUUCCGUAAACGAGAUAGCAAAACCUUCUCGUCUACGGAAAGUACCGGCAGUUCCCGAUUGGAAAGAGAUCUAACAAUGUCUGUUCAUUAUUCACUGGUUACAUCCUAUUUAUCAGAUAAUCUCUUUUCAAACUCUCCCUUAAACGGUACAGUUCCGGAAUAUGGUUUUCGGAAAAUAAGAAUUCGGACUGAGGAGGAGAGUCCUAGACGUGAAUAAAUGUGUAUGUUCUACAGGUGAGAUAAAGUAGUGCGCGUGAGUGUUAGCUAGUAUGGGUUUAAUACCAUAUCAAUCAUCCAAUCUUCCAUAGUGCUAGUGUUGUAGCAUCCCUACCCUAUGUUAUCUCGAUCUCCAGUGUCUUUCAGACGGUUGUUUCAAUCACGUAUAUUUGAUAUAUAUCAACUAUAUCAAAUGUAUCAAAAUAUUUUGACUAAAUCUCUCUUGUUUUUAAUUAUAUUAUGGUUCUGUACGUUUGACAAAAGUACGCAAACCAAAGUGGAUUGAAAGCACAUGUAUUUAGUUAUAAGUGACUAUAUGUAAUUGGUUGUAUCACUGAAAUAAACCGCGUUUGUAUCAAAUGCAUAUUGAUGUGUAUUGUAUUAAUGUACGGUUGCAUAAAUGUCUGUGAAGAAUCAAUCUGUGGUUCAGGGAUUCAGCGACCCCCGUUGAUUAUCUCAUUAUUAUAUGAACUUGUUAUCAUCCCGUGGUUAUCUUUAUAAAAACCUGAUGAAUGUA